Messenger RNA from Lytechinus variegatus (green sea urchin), 7908 nucleotides. RefSeq names its product TBC1 domain family member 25-like. The record is from RefSeq and is a predicted model, not a curated record. The coding region runs from base 470 to 2656 and encodes 728 amino acids. Gene Ontology annotation, cellular component: autophagosome. NCBI's taxonomy places the organism in Eukaryota, Metazoa, Echinodermata, Echinoidea, Temnopleuroida, Toxopneustidae. Gene Ontology annotation, molecular function: GTPase activator activity. The transcript is spliced from 4 exons. Gene Ontology annotation, biological process: activation of GTPase activity; regulation of autophagosome maturation.
CAUGACAGCCCAAAUCGCCCCUAAAAAUUCUCAAAACGCAAUGCUUUGGGGCGACUAUUUAUUUUAGAGUCUCUCCAAUAAAAUACCAUCGACAAUGUAAAAAAUACUUCACACAAUUACGUUCUCCGGCGGCGGAGCAAGCGCAUCUUUUAUAUCGCCCUUAAUUGCCAGUUAUAGGUUGAACGGUCGAUGCAAUAUCCAAGCCUUCCGUAACACCGGAAACUUCGCGACUGUAAAUAAACGCGCAAUGCAAUAUGGGAUGCGGAGUACGCAUAGUCUUUAGCACAGGCUUUUUAAGAAUUGUUGACGCACUUGCCGCAUGGCUUAUGUAUAUGUACGCGUGCACGAUUAGACUGCACAGCUGGUAACGAGACCACAUGCAUCUUACGGUAUGUGUACUAUGCAUGCACAGAAUUGUAAAGGCUAAAGCGAUCAGCUGGCGAUCGACAUCGUCGAGUCGGAGUGCGAGAUGGAUAAGCAGCGAAGCCAUAUCGUACAUAAAUGUUCGGGCCUGUUGCAACCUGAGUAUAAGAGCUUCAGUAUAGAUCCUGAAAUCACCAGCUUUGACAUGCUACAGCUUCUCCUUGUACAAGCAUUCCAACUAAAGAUAGGUUUUACCAUCAGCUACCUGUCACAUGAUGACAGAGGUCAGGAGGUCUAUCUAUCCAUGUUGUCUGAUUGGGAUUUAGAUGCUGCUAUCUGUGGAGCUUCAGACCCAUGCCUUAGGCUUAAAGUGGAUGCUAAACCAUUUGAUGGUCCAGGACUCUUGGAGGACUGGGAUGUGAUUACAGGAAUGGAAGCACCUCUUCACAAUUCCCAUGAUCGCAGCCAUUCUGUACCACUAGUCGGCGCUUUUAUGGAUCAAGUUGGGAAGACCUUCAAUAGGUUUCAGAAAAUCUUCACAACCAAUGAUGAUUCAAUGGAAGGGGAAAAGUAUGAAAUGCCAAUGAGACCUCUGGAUGAUCAGGAGUUCUGGUCAUUCUUGGAUCCACUUGGACGUCUUGAGAGACCACAGGAGCUACGUAUUAGGGUGUACCAGGGAGGUGUUGAAUCAUCCCUGCGCAAGGUAGUCUGGCGCCAUCUCUUGAAUAUCUAUCCCGAGGGUAUGACUGGAAAUGAGAGGCUAGACUACAUUCGAACCAAAUCAAGAGAAUAUGAGCGGUUGAGAGACAGACUUCAAAACGACCCCAGAGAGGACUUCAAAAAUAUUAAGAACAUGGUGCGUAAGGAUGUUCUACGGACUGAUCGUCUUGAGAAGUUCUAUUCUGGCGGGGAUGAAAACCCAAAUGGUAUUAAGUUGUUCAAUGUCUUGACAACCUACUCACUGGCACAUCCUGAUGUAUCAUACUGCCAAGGUAUGAGUGACCUGGCUUCACCCAUUCUCUAUGUAAUGAAUGAUGAAGCUCAGGCCUACAUUUGCUUUUGCAGUUUGAUGAAACGUCUUAAAGGUAAUUUUAUGCCUGACGGACAUGCCAUGUCCAUCAAGUUUUUGCACCUUACAGAACUCAUUCGCUGUUUGGCUCCUGACUUUUAUGAUUACCUCAAAGAACAGAAUGCAGAUGAUCUCUAUUUCUGUUACAGGUGGCUACUUUUGGAGCUGAAGAGAGAGUUUGCAUUCCAGGAUGCAUUGAGGAUGUUGGAGAUUAUGUGGAGUUCCCUCCCUCCAGAUCCCCCAACUGAUGGUGUUACACUAAAUGGACCGAUCACUGGGAAUUCCCCUUCAGCAUAUGCAAUUGACAGGGUCCGCUUCCGCUUCUCACGUCUCAGGAGCUCAUCUAGGGACAGUCUAGGCAGUCAGAGCAGUUUGAACAAAACCCCACAGUCUGUAUCACAUGCUGACAGCAAUUCCAAAGAACAGUUGAAAGAGGAAGAUCCAAGCAGGGUGAGUGAAACACUCAGGGAAGUAGAUGACGAGGAAGCAGAUAGUAACAAGAACGAAGAACAGUGCGAAGAAAAAGAAUCAUGUGCUACCAAAUUGGAGCCUGCAGAAAAGAAAUCUAAAUCAUCGAAAGUCAAAAAGUAUAGAACUGAGUUGCAUAUUUCUAUUGAAAAGGAAGACCUAUCUGGGAGAAAUACUAAUGAAGGGAUAUCAAAUCAUAGAGGACAGGGUGAAGAAGGCAAACCCAACAACAAUGCAAAGAGCCAUCCAACUAGCCUAGCAUUCUAUCAGAAAUCAAGUGAUGAUAUGACCUCUCCUGGAAGUGAAACCUCUCCUCUCCUAAAUUCCUUACCGAAGUCUCCUCCCAAAUCUCCCCAGAGACCCCACCCCAUGUCACCACUAAAAUUCCCCCGUCAGUCUCCAUCUUCCCCCUCCCGUAGCCUGUACAGAGGCUUGCCCCCUCCUCAAGACUUUGGUGGAGGAAACCCCUUCAUGAUGUUUGUCUGUGCUGCAUUGCUUCUUGGUCACAGUCGCAGGAUCAUGGCCAAUAAAAUGGACUAUAAUGAAAUGGCCAUGCUGUUUGAUAGGAUGGUACGCAAGCAUCACCUGAGCAAGGUAUUGCAUCAUGCUAGAGCCUUGUACUUGGAGUAUCUACAAUCUGAGGCGGCUAGGCCACAGGUUCAGGUUGUAGGGACCAAAGCAGCUGGGAAGGAUGGACCAAGUGGUAUGUCAGGUCUUAAUGGCUCUGCCGCUGCAACAAUCCAAGGCUCUUGUUAAUGUAAUCAAUAAAGCCGCAUCCAAACUGCCUAGAAAUUGUUUAUUGUUAAUGUAAGUUUAUUCCCUUUUGUUUUUAUUAUUAAAGGUCACAUUUAUGAAUAUGCAUGUAUGAAGAAGCAUGUCAUGCAGGCAUUUUAAUUGAAAUUUGUGCAGUAACAACUGUAGUAAACAUAAACAGUAAAGUAAUGAGGUUGACUUCCAUUCAAGUAUAUGUAUGUACUGUAUGUGUCAUGACUAUGUGCAUUUGUACCUGCAAUUAUUGGACGUGUGAUUUAAAAAUGUAAUUAUUGGACCAGCUUAUUCAAUACAUAAUGUGGGACAUUGCUAAUAUCUGUUGUAUUUUUCGUGAAUGUUAAAAGCCAUUGUCAUUUAUACUGUGUUGUUAUCUCAAAAUAUAUUCUGUUAUGAAAUAUUCUUUUCAUGCUGUCAAGAUCUACUUUGCUAAUUAAUUUACUUCUGCAUAGUGCACAAACACAAAUGAAAUUGCAUUUCUAUAGUGCAUAAUGCACAAAGUCUCUAUGCACUUCACAUAUACAUGAAUUAAAAAUCUCAACUAAUGAUAUGCAAUAUGGUAAUUGAAGAGAAUAAAUUACAAUAGGAUUAAAUAAUUCAAUAAUUAUACAGCAUGGCAUAAAACCAUGCAAUUUAUGGUAAAGCAUAUCUUAUGAUACAAUAACUUAACUCUCGACAUAUACCAAAUUCUGACUUUUAUUAGUACAGUGUAAAUAAAAUCUAUAAAGCAAAUAUAUAAUCAAUUCUUAAACAGGUAUGUUUUUAGUGCAGUCUUAAAGGUCUGGAUAGUGGAUGCAGUCCGGAUGACAAGUGGGAGAGAGUUACAGAGGGUUGCAGCAUUGAGGUGAAGGUGCUAUUGCUGUAGUACUGUGUCUUAAAACAAGGAACCUGAAGAAGAUGCUUAUUCUGUGACCUCAGAGCACGGGAAGGAGUGUAGGUGUUGAUGAGUUCAGAAAGAUAUGACGAACCAGACAGAGACUUAUAGGUGAAGAGGAGGAUCUUCAUGCAAAUUCACUUGUCAAUUGGAAGCCAGUGGAAGUUACGAAGGAGGGAUGAGUUGGAAGUCAGUCCAUUAGCUCACACUGUGAUUCUUGCUGCUAUGUAUGUUGUUGCCUUUGACUUGCUUUUAAUUUUUAUUUUUAGGAUUUUCAUUUGCCUUCAGAUCCCAAGUAUUCACUUUCCUUUCUUGUUUAAUAGAGAUAUCAGUUUCUUUUCUCAUUCUAUUUUGAUGAUGACUGAUGAGUAAUGAUGGUAGGAUAUUUUUUUACCAUGUCACAACUUUUACUUUAUAUGGUUCGUGCUAAGAAAUGAAGAUAUUUCUGCCGUGGCGUCUGUCAUCUGUCCACAGUUUCAAAAUGCUUCUUCUUUGUCAUUUUAAAUCUGAUUUCAUUUUUGUUUACUUUUAUGAUAGCACUAGGUGGAGGAUUCAAAACUUAUACACAGAAUUUAUUUUUUUUUUACAUUAGAGAGCUACAUGAGGUUCACCAAGUUUCUUCACAGAAUUUAGACAUUUUGACUAGAAAAUUAUGCUAAUUUAUACAAAAUUUAUUCAUAAAUCACAAAAAUGCUUCUCUGUCAUUUCUUCAUCAAUUUCAAUUCUGUUUCCUCAAUUUAUGUCACCAAUAUAAUUCACUACAGUGUCAACUGGGCUGAAAUUGAAAUUUGUGUUAACUUUGAUGCUGGAUGAGCUCCACAUUAUGAUGUAAUAGUUUAGAAAGGCAAUUCCCAUUUCAAGGUAAAGAUGCCUAGAUUUGAGAGGCAAAACAAGUGAUUAUUGCUUUGUAUAACUUUUUGUGUAGUUUUUCAAAACCUAUAAUAAUACUUGUUAGUUUCAAAAGAGCACCAGCAGUUCAAAACGAGUGCUAUUUGAAAUGAACCAAAAGUAAGAAUGUAUUAAUUUUCCCCAGACCAUGAUACAUAUUCUUCCUGUCAAAAAACAUUGAUAUGCCAUUAUAUUGUAUGUAUAAGAAAUGUUUGUGUACAUCUUACAUCUUGAUACUGCCAAUGACUUUAUGAAAGUUCUAUUACCUAGCUUGAUAUAAUUUUCCAAUAUCCCUAUGUCUAUGUAUACAUACACAUGUGCACCAUAAAAAGUGGGAUGAAGGUAUAAGAAGAUAUUUUUUCUUUAUUGUGUUUUUAAGCUGAAUCUCACUUCUACAGUUUCCUUCAAGACUGAUUUUCAUAGGGCUCACAAAUAUUUUGCUAAGGAUGCAAUUUGUGAAGUCCAACAUUUUAAGGUCAUAAGACAAAAAGGUGCUUAAGUUUCGGAAGCUUUGUGAAUUGUUUGUGGGAGUCGCUUUUCGUUCACAAGUAGUAUUAACAAUUUUCCCGCUUAACGUUUGCGAGCCCUGUUAAAAGAAGGCUUGUGAAAGGAAAAUGUGUUAUUUGGGAUGCCUUGAAAACAAAAAGAAAUUUCAUACUUUGAAAUUAAUAGCUGCACUUAACAAUGAAAUCCCUCUUGCAAGCAAUACAAUCUGCACAAUACAAAAGACAUCACAAUUUCACAAUGACUGUGCUAGAAGUAAUCAUUAGUAAUCUCUCUCUUUGAAAUGUAUCUAGAUGCAUAUCUUUAUAAUUUAGUUUUUUUCAUUAGAUUCUUCUGAAUAUUGUUCUAGCAUCCUUAUUAAGUUAGAAACAGAUAUAAUACUACCCGGAUUUAACUCCAGUACUCUGGACAGUUAAAGUUACAGUACUUGUUUUUUUCUUCUUCUUUUUAUACUGUAUAAGUACUAUUAAGAAUUAUUUAUUUUGUUAAGAAGCAAAUACAUGUAGUAUUAUAUUGCAAUGCUGUAUAUAUUGUAAUAUUCUCUUGAUCAAUUGCUACAUAAGUUAAUCCUCAAUUUGUUUUAUUAAUUUUACAAAUUAAUUAUCGUUAACUUAAAUGCAAAUAGCUUUUCGCGUAGUCACAUGAACUGUGGCACCUCAGAGGUGCCACAGUUCAUGUAUGACAUUUGCCUAGAUAUCUGAACAAUUUUUGUUCUGAAAUAUCUACUGCCAUAUCAUACAGUGUAUAAAGCUGGAAAAAUGUGUAGCAAGCUAGCAUUCAUCACAAAACUGUCUUAUUUCAUAUACCAUUACAGAUAUCUAUGAAAAGAAAAUUUUUAAAGAAGUUGGGAUUUGUGUUUUUAAAACAAUCUUAGUUUAAUAUAUAAACUUAAAUUAUAUUCUUGUGUUUUUGUGUGUAUAUUUGGGAUUAUUUCAUUUGAUAUAUGGGCGUGUAUAGAUUAAUUACAUUGCUAGCAUAUUAGAGAACUCCUAUUUGAAUUAUAGUCUUUAAUAGCAAAUGUGGUAAACAAUCUUUUUUUGCAAAAUGUAGUUUAUUUAAAUGUGUUUUAUUACUUUGUUUUUGUAGAAUAUAUCUGAAUUUAAUUAUAAGCAUAGAAAAUGCAAUUAAAAAAUGCAACACGAAAAAGCAUUAUUGGUAUUGCCAGUGCAAUUGCAUUAUUGUCUAUUGAACUUGGUAAGACAUAUCUUACUAAAGAUUUAUCAUGAUAUGUUGCUCCAUAGAGUCUAUGUGCAGAUUAUAAAUGUGAGAAUGUCAGUGCUGAUUACUAUGAAAAAUUAUUUUACAGUACUGUUAUCUAUUCUGAUUAAAACACAAUCGGAUGUCCCUUUAUUGAUCUACAUUCCAUUGCUUUGAUAAUCUGUCCCUGUUGAGCUGACACACCUAAUGCAAUCACAGAUGUUCAUUCUUAUGCAUAUUAUCAUAGUGUGUUUAAUUCCAAAAUAGUCAAUAGAUGCAUUUACACACAGUAAUAUAAAAAGUGAAUUUCAAUUGAAAAUUUUGGUUGAUGGGAUGGAUAGUUCAAAGAGAAUGAUUUUCAAUUAGAAUUCAAACUUACUGAGUGGGGUUCAUUCUAGUUUGAUCCCUUCCCCAACAACAAGAAACCCCCAGUUUUUAUUUGAUGCUAUUUGAAUCAUUAUUAGAAUAGUAAUAAUUUUGUACUUGGUUGACACUCACACAUAAAAUUAUUUGGAAUUAUCAUUUUGAUUUUAUGAAACGCAGAUGUAAUACACAUGUGUUGAAUUAAGCCAAAGGGUUAACUAAAACCUAAGUCAGCUUAUGUUUUACAAUAUCAACAUUAUUUUUAUUUAGUUUUUCCCCAUAUAAUUUGAAUCAUGAUUGAAUGUUAGCUUAAUGGCCCAAAUAAUUUUUGAAAACAAGCUUUGUUUAAAAAAUCAUUGCCAUUUAUUGCUUCUACUUGCCAGUAAUAUCGUCAACCAUAUUUAGAGUUGUAAUGGCAUUAAGGUAGUCACCUUGACCACAUCCAUAUUUAGCUAUAUGUUAUAUUUGAUUUUUGAAAUGUAAAUGAGCAUAUAAUAACCAUGGUGAUUUAUUGAAAUUUACUUUCUAGAUAUUAAUGAGUAUAUUUAAUAUAUGUUCACAUUUAAAAGUAUGUGUAUAUUUUUUUCUUCCGUGUCUUGUACAAGUUAUUUUCCUCUUUAUUUUGGAGGGUAGGGCAUUGGGGAUGAUGGAUUGCGUAUCUUUUCUAGCAAUUUGUUUUCUUGAGCCCCUUUUAAGACAGCACGGUUGUUCAGUGUAUGUUGAUGUUAAAUGUGUACAAUACAUGUUGAGUCAUAAAUAAAAGCGAUAAGUAUCUUAGCCAGGGUAAUAUAGGAAUGCCUUGAGUACCUUAUAAGGUGGAUAUGUACACUAUACAAAUACCACACCCUUUUUCUUUUCAUUUUAUUAAGUGUGAAUAAAAGGAUGUGAUCAAAAUCAUUGAUUUGAAAUUUUAAUUCUCAAGUGUGUACAAUCAGUGCAUGAAAUGGGAAAUUUUGUGCCUAAAAAUUAAUCAUUUGAGAUGGUGUAUUGAGAAUUCUUCAAUAAUCUUUUGAUAUGUAUUUUGAUUUUCCUUGUUUGCUUUCCUUUAUGUUAAUGUACAUUCUAUACAUAAUUAAAUGAAAUGUACUUAAUAUUUUGAUUAUGCAAAACAUGCAGCAUGAUAUUUUGAAUAGAUAUAUAUUCACUUAUUUGUAUUCGCAUGUUUGGGUAAUCAUGCUUGACAAAAGUUGAAUGAUAGCAAAUUGUCAUUUGUGAACAUUAUCAUGCAAGAUGGUUUUGGCUUUGUAAAUAUGAUUUCUGAUAAAUAAACCAAACCAAACCCAAAAUAUUUUGGUUAUUUCACAAAAGAGUCAUUAAAGGAGAAAGAAACUUUUGGAAAAAGAUAGCUUGUGUGAAAACAGAAAAAUCAAAGAAACAGAUCAACAAAAGUUUGAGAAAAAUCAGACAAAUAAUG